This is a messenger RNA of Linum trigynum, 2743 nucleotides long. NCBI's taxonomy places the organism in Eukaryota, Viridiplantae, Streptophyta, Magnoliopsida, Malpighiales, Linaceae. The record is from the annotation of a GenBank genome assembly.
UGCAAACUUGCACGAUGGUUUCAUAAGUGAUGGGUGAACAUAUCUUCAUUGUUGGGCAUGUCUUUAGUGUUUGAAGUGUCUUGAUAAAAGAGUUAUAUAUGGGUUUCUGGGACACUAUUUAGUUUAUUUUUCAGCAUUGCUCAUGCUGACCAUUUAUCCAGUGGCAUAUCCAAACUAAUUUGUUAUUGUUUUUCUGGGCAACUAAAGUCAGAUUUUUGGCAAUUCUUCUAUGUUGUUUUAUUCUUCUGGUGGCAUUUAUAAUGAACUUUUUUUAACCCGCUGUCACACAUUGAGGAAAUUUUUUGUUCAUUGCUUUAUGUAGAAUAAUUAUGAAAUAAUUUAGCUUGAUAUAAACAUUUGUGGGUUCUAGAUCAAAUACUGUUUCCAAAGUUGCUGGAGCUCUUAAAGGCAUUUGAUACAGUUCUUUGUAAAGUGCAUUCUGGGUUCAAGGGCCAGUAUCAUGCAUAAGUAUCCUCGAAUAUCAAUUGACAUAAUCCGAUUUGCAGGGUUUUAUGUAGCCUGAAAUAUUCCACAGAAGUUAUCAACUGGGAACCGUUCUCGGGAUGGAGUCUUAGGACUAUGGAGGAUCCGACGCAUGAUACUCGUGAGCUGAUUUAGUGACUGCAAACUGCCAUGUAAUGAAAUGAGGUUGUAAUUCGAAGUCAUGGAUGCUGGUGUCGCUGCAGGUUCAGAUAUCUGCCGUGACUCCUGCUUGGUUCCCCAGUUGCAGGUUUGAUCCAAGUAAGAAACUGAAACUGGCCGCUCCCUUUUGUUGGUAGUACUAAGCAUGGGUACAGCCGAUCACAAGAUGGUGUACUACUUCUGAAGUUUUGUGUUGAGAUGAGAAGGCUGAGCAGUUUUAGCUUACUCUCACCGAGCUGUUGGUAAUGGAUAACAGAUAACUGAGAUAUGGUGUAGCCAGCAUAUGUAGGAAUCAUUAGGUAAUGGUCGGAAGACAUUUUUGGUACAAGGGCAGCCUAUAUCUUGCUUUUGCCAAAAUUGUUGAUAUUGAGUACCUUGUUCGAAAAGAGUCCGGAGGUGAAGGAAGCGUGUAGAUAUCUCAGGAAUGUAGGACCUCUCUGGGGACUGCUAAAAUUCUGUUUAGUAUUUGGCUCAAUCUCUGAGAACUGGGGCAUGAUGUCCAAAUUUACUUCUCAUAUUUGAGGCGGUCGCUAUGGUGAUGGCAAUUCCAAAGCGGCAGGUGAACUUUCUUCUCCAAUCUGCGAGAUCUAGUUUCAGGUCGUGGUAAUAGCUGACGAGAAAUCAGUUGGACAAGAGCAAAGAAAGAAAGCUUUUGGAUGUAUAUAAACGGUUGCAGCAGGGUGUGGAAAUUCCGAAAUUGUGUCGGGAAGCAAAGAUGGUUGAGGGUACAGUGUGGUAAACCAGAAUGACAAGGAUGAGAUGCGAGGCUGGUGGUAUAGAGCAAUCACAUGAUGGUACAGAUGGUACCCUGUUACUGAAUUCUUCGUGUGCUGGGAGGUCGGUUCAUCUGGGAUUGCGUGUUAUUCAGUUUCAUUGUGCCGAAGCGGUGCUGAGACUGCGUCCAGGUUUGUUCCGUAGGGUUCGUGGAAAUGGAUUGAAUCUCAAAUCUUAUACUCAGAAGAUAAGCUGAUCAACCAUCAUGUUACACCCCUGUGGUGCUUAGUUGAGGUUCUUUUCUCGUACACCAACAAACACCCGGCGAACGGAAAUGAUCAAUUUCUUCAUCGCGAGUUGAGUUCUUGCCUCGUACACCAACAAACCAGGACGAAAAGAAAAGUUCAAUUUAUUCAUCGCGCUCUUUGUUAUUGUUUAUCUCGAGCUUGGGUACUUGGAAUGGAAGAGCAGCAGGCUAUCUGUAGACAGUUUUGAAGAAAUCCAUGGUUCAAUACAAACGUCCAUUGACCACAACUAAGGCUACUUUUUGGCUUUGAAAUGCUCCACUUGAGAUUUGCUAUUAUGAACUGUGAAGUAACAAUCACAAUAGACAACGAAGAACCUGGACACUGAAGGUUCGUUUUGUAUGAAAGAACUAGUGUGGGCCCCGGCCAGUUGGCCGGAGGAAGGUGAGGUAUGAAAUUUGAUAAUGUAAUGGCGUGCAUAGUUUAUUGUUGUAUAGUUUUUUUUGAAAACACAUGAUAAAAAUAGUGCAUUUUUGAACCAAAUAAAAAAUCGUCUUUAUGAACCAAAAUCAAGUACCUGUUACCUUGUGAAACAAUAUUGUUUCUGGUAGUAUGAUGAGGUGGAGUAAGUUUUAUAGAAACCGAAUUUCAGAAAAUCGAAUAAAAAAUCGCCUAUCCCGUCGGUUAUCGGGAAAUGAGCAUCUCACAAUCGUUGCUAGCUUUAACUCAGCCCGUUGGCCGAUUAAUUUGCUUUAUAAAAAUUUCAUAUUGUCGUAAUUGUGCUUUCUGGUUUUUGUUAGGCCAUGAUAAAAUCUAAGGAAAUCAAGAACGAACAACACAAUUUGGGAUAGAAACCGCCGUUGUCGUAUCCCUAGAAAAUGGUGGUAAACACGGACUCACCUGCCAAACUGGUUUGGAUUGAGAUUUUUAUCGGGUAUCAGGGAACCAUGUGAUUAUAAAUUAGACUUGAUCAAAACGGGCCAAAACUUGAAAUUCAGCCUGUUUAUCCGACCCAUGCCAAAUUCUAAUUAUUCUUUACUUUUAAACUUACUAUUUGAAAAUAAAACAUAGUGAAAGAAAAGAGAUGACUGCAAUUCGUCAUUUGCACAUCACUUAUUCGGGAAUAAAACCAUAGAAAUUCA